Cydia amplana is the source of this 4681-nucleotide messenger RNA. It is a transcript of the gene mtRNApol, whose product is annotated as DNA-directed RNA polymerase, mitochondrial. Gene Ontology annotation, cellular component: mitochondrial DNA-directed RNA polymerase complex. NCBI's taxonomy places the organism in Eukaryota, Metazoa, Arthropoda, Insecta, Lepidoptera, Tortricidae. The record is from RefSeq and is a predicted model, not a curated record. Bases 177 to 4364 code for a protein of 1395 amino acids. Gene Ontology annotation, biological process: mitochondrial transcription. Gene Ontology annotation, molecular function: mitochondrial promoter sequence-specific DNA binding; protein binding; DNA-directed RNA polymerase activity. The transcript is spliced from 25 exons.
AUAACGAGUCAGUCAGUGUUGCCUAGUAGCAGAAUUAUUAUCACUUGUAACCCAUAAAAAGUCAGUGUCAAAUAAAUCUGUCAAUAGUGCGUAAUAUCUCGUUGAUUUCACGUGGUUUUCUUGGUUUCGGCAUGUUUUAUAUAAUUUACUUUUGAUACUAAUUAAAUGAAAACACCAUGCAUCGACUGAUAUCAGCCAGAAAUUUGUACCAAACAAGCCUUCAUAAUAUCUCUUUACCUUCAAAUACAGCUCUCAAUAGAAGUCCUGAUAUAAAAUGUGCCUUUUGUCGGAAAAUUCUUCUAGGUCAACACAAUAUAGAAAACUUACUCGUCGCCAGGCACCAGUCCACGAGAAUCGCCAAUGCCUUGAAAGCGGUCAAGAAGAAAGGGAAACAUAAAAUUUAUAAGAAAUAUGGAGAGCUAUUGGAGGUUGGCAAUCAAGCAAUGACUGAAACCAAAGUAUCGAUAAGUAAAUUGCGUGCCGUCCAUCUCUCCAAACUGGCUGACAGCCCGGUAUCACUGGGCCAGCUGCACCAGCUAACCACAAAGCCAUCCAAGAAGCCCAUCAUCGCCGAAGUGGACCCUGAGCUGCUUCAGAGUGUCAAGGAAAAAAUAUUAAAGAAAUCCCCACCAAUAUUGUCAACACAGAUUAACAUAUCUUCAGGGCCAAAGGAGAUAAGUCUGGAGGACGAUCAAUGUGCCCUAGUUUACACUCAUCACAAAAUGUCUAGUUUGGAAGACAGAUUAAAAACUAAACAUUACGUAGACUCGGUUAAAGAGAGUUAUUAUAACUUUAGGAAAGCUACUAUUUAUGACCAGAGGUUGCAGGAUUUGAGGUAUGCCAUCACGGAAGGUCUCACCCAGGAGUUUGACAUGAUCACCCCAGAUGCCAAGUUGGAGGAGAUGCCCCUCCAGCACCUGCCAAAGAGUCCACAUUCCGUGUUCAGGGAACUGUUUAUUGAUAAUCAGAUGGAUUCCUAUGACCAGGAGCUGCUCAAUUCCUUUUCUAGUUUACAAAGCCGAGGCCUAGCCCACCCCGCCAUAGAAGACAUCUACGACGACCCGGCGUUGCACAACGAGUACCACGAGCACGAGCCGCACGACCUCGAUUUCGGACAGAGAGAGGCAGCCCUUGAGGUCAAGAGGCUUAAUGUCAAAAAGGCCAAACAAGCAAUAAAGCAGAAGAAAAAGGCCAAGUUAGAGAAGCGCAGAGCCAAGAAUGAAAUCAAUAUGAGGACUGACAUGAAACAGUUGGAGCUGCGGGGCAAGCAGGAAGCUCUGGAGCGUUUGCUCGCUGCACAUCUACAGCUGUUGUGCUCACUCAACAUGGUACAGGAGGCCCGCAAAGUUCUACAGUAUUAUCGGCAGCGGGGAGCCAAGGUGCCUGACCAUCCCAAAAUCACUGACAUCAAAGUUUACAACACGCUUCUACACGGAUACGCGUUCAUGGGACUCCUGGACCAAACGAAGGAGUUGUUAACAUCAAUGGCGACGGACGGGAUCGCGCCGAACGCACAGACGUACGCCGCCACCUUUGAGUGCGUCGAGAGAAGCAACCUCAACGAUAAACAGCCUGUUCUACAACAUUACUAUCAGCAAAUGCAGGAAAAGGGCAUAACCCUAAACGACUUGCUAGACAAAACCCAAUUCGUCCACGACCAGCGCGAGCUUGUGUUCCGCGCCGUCCGACGAAUGCUCCCCUCCUUCACCCCCCACUACACCCCCCCGGCCCUCGACUACGAGUGCCCCCUCACGGACAAGCUCAAGCUAAACCAGAUACAGAACCGCCAGGGGUUGUUGACCUCGCCGGCGGAGGGGUUGAUGACCUUGGAAGAGGUAAAGGAGAGAGGGAGGCGGCAGCUGGAGAUUGAGAUUAAGGGGGACAUUGAGGUGCAGAAUAUUGAUGUUAAGGAUGACGCCUCGCCGACUGUUAAGUUAUAUCGAGAGAAACUCCAGGCAACCGAAGCGGAAUGGAGGUCGGUGGUGCGCGAGUCGUUCGAGCGCAACCUCGGCACGCUGCGCUCGCAGAGCCUCGCCUCGCACUCCGCCAUCGCGCUCUACCCUUACCUGAGGGUGCUAGAAACGGACCAAUUCGUGGAUCUAAUAAUGGGUGAGAUCAACAAGUUGGUGGAUGGCAGUGAGACCUACAGCCCCACGCUGAAACUGUUACAACGUGACCUGGGCACGCAGGUCUACCACAAAUACCAAGUAGAACAGUACCGCAAGAACGGUGUUCUAUCAAAAAUCUCCAAAAUCUACGAGCAAUAUUGCGAAUGGUACAUGGACCGCAGCGCGUUAGGUACCGACGUACCGCUCAACAGUCGGCAGGCGUGGCAAGUGCUGGUGCAUAGGAACAGAGAGGGCGCUAGUUUGGACAUGGAGGAGACGCCGUGGCCGAUGGAGAUGCGGCAGAACAUCGGCAAGUUCCUCUACAACAUCAUCAUCAACGACGUCAAGAUCGACGUUAACAUGUUCAAGCCCAAAGCCAAGCAGAAGAAACUCCCGGCGGUGUACAAGGUGCACCGUCCUUGGGGCCGGCUGGUGCGGCUGGAGCUGAAGCCGCACCCGGCGCUGGCGCGGCUGUGGCUGGGCGCGGCGCGCGCGGCGCUGCGCAUGCGCGCCGCCCUGGUGCCGCCCUCCUCGCCGCCCAGGCCCUGGCCGCAUGCGCACGCGGGCGCCUACCUGCUGACCAAGACCCCGCUUAUUAGAAUGCCGUUCUAUAUCAUGAACCAGUGGAAGCGACUGGAGGAGGCGCCCCCGUCGGCGCUGUACCCGGCCUUAGACAGCCUCAACCAGCUCGGAGAGGUGCCGUGGGUCGUCAACAAACCCGUGCUGGACUUGCAACUCCAAAUAUUCAGGUCUGGCGGCAACAAGAAGCUAGACAUCCCUCCCCCCGCCUCGGCGCUGGAUCCUAAAGACUUCGCCGAGGCCAAGGACGCGGCGGGCGCCUUCAAGCGCCGCGUGGCCGUCAGCCGCGCCCGCGCCGAGAUGCACUCGCUGUGGUGCGAUGCGCUAUACAAGCUUGCACUCGCUAAUCAUUACAGGGACGAGAUCUUCUGGCUGCCCCACAACAUGGAUUUCCGCGGCCGCGUGUACGCGUGCCCGCCGCACUUGUCCCAACUCGGCGCCGACGCGUACCGAGCUCUACUCAAGUUCGCUCGAAAAGAGCCGCUGGGACCCGACGGGUUGAGCUGGCUUAAACUACAUGCUGUUAACCUCACCGGGACUAUGAAGAAAAGCACCGUGGAUGAGAGGUUGGAAUACGCGGACAGCAUCAUAGACAAGAUCCUGGACUCGGCUGAUCAUCCUCUUGACGGCGAGGGCUGGUGGCAGGCCUCAGAAGAGCCCUGGCAGACGCUGGCUUGUUGUAUGGAGAUCGCCAACGCCAUCCGAUCUCCGAACCCUGAAGAAUACCUGUGCGGGUUCCCGGUGCACCAGGACGGGUCGUGCAACGGGCUGCAGCACUACGCGGCGCUCGGAGGCGACGCGGCCGGCGCCGCCGCCGUCAACCUGGCGCCUAAAGAUAGGCCGCAAGACGUGUAUGCCUCAGUGUGCGCACUGGUGGAGGAGAUGCGGGCGCGGGACGCGGCGGCGGGCGUGUCGGCGGCCAUCAUCUUGGAGAAGUUCGUGCGGAGGAAGGUGAUCAAACAGACCGUCAUGACCACCGUGUAUGGAGUCACGAGGUUCGGGGCGAGGCUGCAGAUUGCUAAACAGCUCAAAGAUAUUGACGAGUUUCCCAAGGAGCACGUGUGGUCGUGCAGCCAGUACCUGACCACCAAGACCUUCGACAGCCUCCGGGAGAUGUUCACCUCCACCAAACUCAUCCAAGACUGGUUUACCGACUGCGCCAAGCUGAUCUCAGGUAUAUGUGGAGAGAGCGUAGAGUGGGUGACGCCGCUAGGACUGCCAGUGGUGCAGCCCUACUACCGCCGCGGCACCACCGCCGCCAACAGCCGCACGCCGCUUGACCAUCAACAACGUCCAUGCACCAUGAAGCAACGGAACGCGUUCCCGCCCAACUUCAUCCACUCCCUGGACUCGUCGCACAUGAUGCUGACGUCACUGCACUGCCAAGCUGCCGCCGUUACCUUCGUGUCCGUCCACGACUGCUACUGGACGCACCCUGGAGCGGUCCCGCUCAUGAAUAAGAUUUGCAGAGAGCAGUUCGUGGCGCUGCAUUCGCAGCCGAUCCUCGAAGACUUAUCUGACUUUCUAGUCAAGCGAUACAGCUACGAUGAAAGCGAGCUCGAAGGCACGUUGGGAGCGCCGAACAAGAAACGCGUCAACAGUUUGCUGAAGAAAGUGCCCAGCAAGGGCGACUUCAAAUUGAACAGCGUACUCGAUUCCAUCUACUUCUUCAGCUAGUCUAUCGAAUAUGGACUUUAUGACUGGUACUGUAGACUCUCUUUUGUUCGGGGUCGACGUAGAUGUAUGGCAAUUGUGUGUCUUGAAUAGAAAAGUGAUACGCGAAAAUAGUUUACCUAAUAGUUAUUUACGAUACAAGUGCGGAAAAGAGGAAAUUCGAAACGAGUGGCGAUAAAUUAAAACACGACCGAAGGGACUGUUUUAAAUCGACACGAGUUGCGAAUUACCUAUUCGCACAUGUAUCGUACAACGUUUUACAGUACAUAUGGCCCUUUAAACUUUUGACAUACACACGAAAAGUGCUAUUUUACGCACUA